ACACUUACAGCUGAAACGACCAACUUGCACCUGUUUUCCCUCCAUGUAAAUAUGCUCUGUAAAACCUGCUUUUUGUACUUGUCAAACCUGCUGCUCCACUCUGUCGUCUCCCAGGAGGCACCUCAGACGAUCCUAUUACCGGAAGUUAUCUAGCUUGUUUUCACCUGGGCGGAGUCCUCAGGUGAAAGCAGACUGUUUUUACAGAUAGAAACGUCCAUACAGUGAGUUAAGAGUUGGGAAAUAUAAGCAAGUGUCGUUAAUUCGACGCAAGGAAGAUUUUUUGCACCUUGCCUGGGCAUUGGGUAUUGUGAAAAAGGGGACGCCGUCGUGUUACAGACAAGGACCAAACUGGUCGACAUGCUGUCCUGCGGGCUGGUUUCGGUGGCUUUGUUCUUUCUCGCAGCAACAGGCGUAAGUGGCUUUUCAGUCACUACCACCGACACAGAUGUGCGAGUGAAAGAGAAUGAAGGGACUGACCUUAAAUGCUCGUAUUCAGCUGACUUUGGUUCAAAUGCCAGAGUUGAGUGGAAAUUUGAUGACCUAAAAGGCACCCAGAUGUAUGUGAUUUUUAAUGGGAAAGUAACAGCACAAUAUUCCAACAGAGUGACAAUGUACGGAAGUAAUCUGAGAUUCUCCAAAGUGACCCGUAAGGAUAAUGGAGUGUACGACUGCGAGGUGUCUGGCAGCGGUCAGUAUGGGGAAGUCAGAGUGAAGCUGACUGUUCUGGUGCCUCCAUCUCAGCCCUUGUGUAGGAUCCCCUCCUCUGUCACGACGGGCAAGAUGGCCCUCAUGACCUGCCAUGACAACGACGGCUCACCUCCACCCAAAUACAACUGGUACAAAGAUGGCAUCCUUCUGCCCCCUGAACCUCAGAAGGUUUCUGGCUUCAAAAAUGCCACCUACAGGCUAAAUGCAGACAGUGGCAACCUGGAGUUUUCCAGUGCAACCAAGAUGGACUCUGGUCAGUACUACUGUGAGGCUGUCAACAAUGCUGGUCCUCCUCAGCGCUGUAAAGGCACGAUAAUGGAAGUCCGUGACCUAAACACUGGAGGAAUUGUUGCUGGCGUAAUAGUGGCCCUGCUGCUACUGCUCCUACUGGGAUUUGGCAUUUGGUAUGCCAACAAGAAAGGAUACCUGCCCAAGAAGAGUGAAAGCAAACCAAAGCCCAACGUGGUCUACCAGGCAACAUCAUUGCACGGUGGUGGUGGUGAUGAUGAAGAUGGGGAAUUCAAACAGAAGUCAUCAUUUGUGGUAUAGUCUGCAAUGUCACGACAGGACAACGCCUGGUUUUAAUUGUCUUAGUUUUUAUAAAGCAGUGUGAUUGUUUGAGUUGACCUGAACUGUCUACUUUGUCUCAGAUGCAUCAACGUGUGGGGUUUAAGUAUCAAGGUUAUAGGAAAUAAUUUACUCCAGACAGGUGCUGAGACCUCUUUCAUACAUUGAUAUUGGUUUUGUAAUAGAAUGUGCUGUGGCUACUAGUGAACCAUUUUUCCACCUAUGUUUGGAGUGUGUGCUUCUGAUUUUCUGAUUUUUCAAAUGAUGCAUCUGCAUGUAAACAUGUCUAAUCAAAUGGAGUACAGAUACUCCCAGUACCCGCAAUAGGAAAAAUACAGGUAUGUAAAUGUAUUUAGUUAUUUUCUAAGGAAAAUGACACAUGAGCACGAUGGACACUAUUUUCUCUGCAAACACAGUGUCUUGAUAAAACUUUUUAUUUUACAAUCACAUUUUUAUUACAUUUACUGACCCAUCACCUUAAUUUCCUCCAGUGCAACUUUUAUCAGUCACUCUGUGUACCUAAGCUGAAAUGUUGAUGGAGCUGGAUCAUAUCAUAGAGUGCCUCUGAAAGGUGUUUUAUCUUUUUCUUUUUUUAAUAAACGACAAAACUGUUGUACAAUAUUUUUUCUAAUAAAGUGUGUUAAGUUUCUCUUUCUUGUAAAUAACUGUUUUUACAUCUAUAAUUUAAAAAAAUUUAAAAAAUCUCUUGUCUCUGAGCUGUCGUCCUCUCUAGAAACUCUACUGCAACUGCUUGUGUGAUAUUAAUAUUUUAGGUGCACAUUAUCUUUAACAUAUCAUUUCUAGUUGAUCUAGUAUUACUUUUGUCUGGUAGUGCUGUCUGAGACAUAAGUUUGUAAACCUCUGAACUACAUUGUCUAAGCUAAUUGAUCUUUAAAAGAGUGUAGACUGACAGUUCAGUCAACAUCCUUCAAACGGAUUGAGACUUUAAUUAAUUGGAAACGUGUGAUGUGUUAAACAAGUUUUAAAUGAUUACCAGCAUCUUUGUAAGGAAUUGUGUGUACCCCUAUCAUAAUGAUUAAUUACCCAAACUGUUCUGACGUCUACCUCCGGACACUAAAGUGACAUUAAUUUGUUUUAUUUGUUACUUGACAUCCACAAAUUCUCAGGUCAUGUGUUUAAGUGGUUUGAUAAGGUCAGACAUCAAAACAUAUCAUGAGCUUAAAUGAUCUAUCAGGUACAAUAUUUAAAUUGGGAAACAAGUUUUCUACAUUGCUUGACCUUUCCUUUGUAGAAAUUUUAGAGCUGAUGAAUCAGCUGAUGGUUGUAACUUUACUUUAUAUAUUGGUUAAUAAAAUUGUGUUGUUAAA
Siniperca chuatsi (mandarin fish) is the source of this 2603-nucleotide messenger RNA. RefSeq names its product F11 receptor, tandem duplicate 1 (gene f11r.1). The record is from RefSeq and is a predicted model, not a curated record. NCBI's taxonomy places the organism in Eukaryota, Metazoa, Chordata, Actinopteri, Centrarchiformes, Sinipercidae. Gene Ontology annotation, cellular component: bicellular tight junction. The transcript is spliced from 10 exons. Gene Ontology annotation, biological process: establishment of endothelial intestinal barrier; cell adhesion; intestinal absorption. Bases 358 to 1257 code for a protein of 299 amino acids.